Molecule: messenger RNA, 2754 nt
Organism: Talaromyces proteolyticus
Lineage: Eukaryota; Fungi; Ascomycota; Eurotiomycetes; Eurotiales; Trichocomaceae
Product: Spt20 family-domain-containing protein
Exons: 3
Coding region: 1-2754 (917 amino acids)
Biological process (GO): regulation of transcription by RNA polymerase II
Cellular component (GO): SAGA complex
Molecular function (GO): transcription coregulator activity
Source: RefSeq, a predicted model, not a curated record
AUGGCCACCGCCGUCUCUAAGCUGGCUUCUCAGCCGCCGAAAAUGAAGCGCCCUCCGCCCUCGUUCACGCAGACUGGAGUCAACGGCAUCAAACAGUCCCCCUCCGCUUCCUCAUCACCUUCUAUUACUUCGAAACGCCUUCCCGGUGCCAACCAGUCCUCCUCUGCUACUUCCGUAGGUGGCGCGGUGGCCAAUGGCGCAAACAGCCGCCCUGUCAACAAGUCGCGGAAAGAUCUUCAGAGACCCGGAGACCCCCCAACACGCCUACAACGGCCUUCGACGAGAAACUCAGUUGCCGAAACUGAUCGUCGGCAGACAAAAAUACCUCCAGAGCCAUUUGUUAAAACAACUUCAUAUAUCCUAAAGAAAUAUUCGAAUUCUUCUCCAUCUCUUAUUCUUCAUCUUCAUCCCACCCAUUUUCGAUUCGAGCAGCAGGAUGGCAGCUUUCCCUACAAUUCAGAGAUGAAGGUCAUCAUUGAACAUAUUCGGUCUCAGACUGUACCUCAUGAUAUGCUAGAUGAACUUCUUCGUGCUGGUGUUAAAUUUUACGAAGGCUGCCUUAUAGUCAAAGUUGUGGAUCACAAAUCUAUGUCAGCCCAGACAAGCAAGUCGACAGUACCAUCUUCCGACGAAAAGAAUACACCAUUUUCUAUUCAUAAUUAUAAUCAGCACGUCACACCAUCACCUUACCUCCCAUACCCGAAACAAAAUCAAGUUAGAUCAGAAAAGCUCGACUCUCCCAAACCCGACCCAUCUAGUAAAGAGACUAGCGGUGGUGCGACCGAAGCAUCUACAACUGGACAGAAUGGCGUUACGAACGGAACUAUCACGGCCGAUGAAUCAAUUAAGCAACCGGCCCCUAAACCAAAAGUUUUUACCACAGUUCUUCACCCUACUCCGCUCUCUAUCCAGGCCGAACUGGUCUACUUAUCCACCACGCCACAUCCACAUGCAAAUGUGACUUCAAACACAAACAAAAAGCAACCAGCUCCACAGGGUGCGUCCAAGGUAUCCACGUCAGCAGCAGGUCAGCCCCCGGCAAAGAGGCAAAGGAUGCUUGUUGAACCGCAGGACCUCCCCGAAUUUGAAGCCAAACUCAUUAGAGCAGUGGCACCUCCAGUCUACUUAGAUCCGGUAGACAGUUUUGAAUCAGUACAGCAGCUUCUACAUCUUAUGGAGAGUCCACUUCACUCUGACAAGCCACCUUCGCCUAAGACAAGGAAGCGAACUGUUGCAGAGCUGGCGGCAGACGAAGCCCUGGCUGCGGAAGAGGAAAGAUUUAUGCUUAUCAUGGACGAGAGACUGGAGCCUGCUACAUCUGGUGCAGCCGGUAAUGCCAAGUCCGCUGUUGAUGACACUGCUGGAGCGGUGCCAUUCGAGCCACGUUUCUCACGCUUUAAGACGAUUGAGAACAUUCGUGUUCAACAUGAAGAGAAAGCGAAACGAGAGCACGAAAUGCAAAUCCAACAGGAGCACGUGAAACGACAGCAACAAGAACAGGAGCGAGAACGACGGCGUGCUUUGGAACAACGACAAGCCGAGGAGAAUGCAAAAGAAGAGCGCCGCCAGCAACUUGCCGCUGCACAAGCGCAGGCCCAGAUAGCUGCUCAGCAACAGCAGAGAUUGACCAAUGGUUUGUCUCAAGUCUCACAAGGUCAAAUGUCGUCGCCAAUUGUUCGCAAUCAAACUCCCCACAAUGUUUCAUCUCCGGUCGUUGGCAACAACAUGGUUUCUCAAGGCGGCGUGUCUAUGAGCAUGAGUGCGUCUGCGCAAGGAGCUGGCAGCCCGCCAAGGCCUCCUUCAACAAUGCAGCAUGCUCAUCCAGGUGUUAUGAGCCACCCAAUGGCGCCUUCAAGAAGUCAACAGAGUCAAAGCCGAAACGGCACGCCUCAAUUAGCUCAAGGCACUCCCGCCAUGACACACGCUACUCCAGUGAUGCGUAACGUUACACCGACGCAGCGCAUGAACCAUAGUAGCCCACCGAACUCUACUAUGGCUCAAACUCCUGUAAUGAAUCAACCCAUGAUGACCACGCCUCAAAUGGGAGCUGGAGUGAAUCUCACGCCCCAACAACAACAUCACCUUCUUCUACAGCAGCAGCGACAACAACAACAAAUGCUCGCACAGCAAGGCCUUACUCCACAGCAGAUGGCUCAGUUGCAGGCUCAUCAGAACAUUCAAAAUCAUCAACAGCAGCAGUUAUUGCAUCAACAACAACAAUUGCAGCAAAAUCAGCAGCAGCAGAUGCAACACAACAUGCAGUCUCAGCAAUCUUAUCAAGCCCAGCUACUACGAUCACAAAUGGCGCAGAUGCAAUUGGCACAGCAAAAAACCCAGCAGCAGCCAGGAGGAAUGCAGAUGACUCCUCAACAGCAGCAGCAGCAGCAACACCAACAGCAGCAAAUGCUUAUGGCAGCUGCUCAGGCCCAGGCUCAGGCGAACGGUGGACAGAUGGCUCAAAGCCCUGUUCAGUGGAGCCCUCGACACCAGCAGAUGUAUCAACAGCGCGUCGUCAUGCUUCGGCAGGAUAUGGUAAGGCGAUACCAACCGCAAUACGGGUCGAUUCAGAAUUUCCCGGCUCAUAUUGGUCAACAAUAUGGGCCUGGAGUGGAAAAGAAUGCGAGAGCGUUUGUUAUGGAAGUUAUGCGGAAAGAACAACAAGCGAUUCGCCAUGCUGCAUUGAUGCAACAGCAGCAGCAGCAUCAACAGCAACAACAGCAACAACAAAUGAUGGCAAACGGUAUGGGGAAGUAA